CACGGUAGACGCCGCAGCAAACGCCACGGAUUGUGAAUCAUCAUCCCAUCCUCGCCCCGAGGCGUCAGAGAUCCCGACCAAUCCUUGGCCUCGCUGCACUUCAAUGUUGGAAUGACCUUAUUUAGUGCUCCCCCGUUUCUCGACAAGCCUCGCUGCUCCCUGGGUGCUCGUUGUUGGUGGGCGUCAAGGCCAGGAAUGGCUAGGCUCGCGGACUUGGACCCUCAGGCAUGCCCCUCUCAGAUUGGCGCGGCGCAUCAGAAGCCACACUGUUGUAUGCGUGCGUGUGUGUAUGUGUGUGUGAGUGUGAGUGAGUGUUUCCUGUGCUUUCCCGUGUGUGGUGGGUGCUCCGAGCUGGAUGGGACCGUAUCGGAGGGGUUGCCGUGCGAAACUGCAAUCUCUGUGGACGUUGUUGUGUAGCGGAAGGUCGUGGGCAGUGGACAUGGCGCUGAGUCUGGCAGGACACCAAGGACGCGCCGCAAUCAGCAACGCCACCCAUUGUGACACCACCUCUUCACAACAUUGCUUCAUUCUUUCUGCAUUACUAAGAUUUGUUUACACUCUUGGGCCAUCACAUUAACAAGAGGAGCUCCCAUGACAAUCUAGUUGUACUAAAUUUAACCUAGAUGAUUGGUCAAAUUUUGGUGUUGUUUUUCCUGCUUUUUCUACUUGAAUUCUUUUUUCUUUUUUUUCUUUUUUUUUUGAAAUAGUGUUUAAGUGUUAAGUCUGUUAGUGUAAUUGUUCAAAUUGACUAAACACUUGCCUUUGAUGGUGAAGUCAAUGUGGAAUUUUAUUAAUUUGUGAUUGUGAAUUAUGACUUACUGUAUUGAGUAGCAGGGAGUAAUUGAAGACAUUUAAUGGAGGAAUUAAUGAUAUUUUUUGUAUAUAUUAAAUUGCUGAGUUUUGUGUCGUUUCUAAUUUUUUUUGUUGUUCUUUUAGAUAUCAUGUUUUGUUAUUGAUAAGUCAAAGUUCAUUUUAUAGAGAAGAUAUUUAUUGCUAAGCAAUAAAGGUCUUAAGGAUUUUUAUCAGUUGGUAAAAGUAUAGGAUUGUUGGACUAUAAUCUCUUGAAAGAUUUUAAAACUUUGGAAAAGAUUUCAUAUCCUUUUAUAUGUUAAGAUAUUUGUAGUGUUUUAAUUGUGUUUAGAGAUUAUGUGUGCAAAGGUUAUUGUAAUGUAUACUAAUAGUUUGUUGUAUCUUUGUCAUAAUCAAUGAAGGAGACUUCAUAUCUUGAAGUCCACUUGAAAGAUUGUGGAUUAAAAGCCUUA
Physcomitrium patens is the source of this 1262-nucleotide messenger RNA. RefSeq lists its product as uncharacterized. The record is from RefSeq and is a predicted model, not a curated record. Lineage: Eukaryota; Viridiplantae; Streptophyta; Bryopsida; Funariales; Funariaceae.